CCAGUGAAUUAGAACCAUUGGUUGACGGCAGUAACAACCAGGAGGUUCCAAAGGAGGAGUUCCACAGCGAGUACAGAAAGAAAUUCAGACCAUUUUCACAAUAUGAAUUCACUGGGGAAGAAAUAUCUUCGAAGGAUAAUGCAAACGAUAUUAGAGUCCAUACUCAUAAGAAUUUCACUGGCAACAAUGAUAAAAACGGUGCUUGGUAUCAAGAAGUUGUGGAGUUACGUAAGAAAGCUGGUGAAUAUAAGCACCGAGGAUGGGGUAGCGAAUUGGCACCAGAACGACUCUCUGAUAUUUACAAUAAGCAAAUCGAAUUGUGGGAUCAAGUUUCCAGAAGAAGUUCCUUGUCUGCAUUAUCUCUUGCUUCCAUCACUCACAAAUCUUACACGAAAGAAGAGAAAGAGGAUGACAAUAAUAGAAAAAGUUCACCAACGAAGGCUUUUCGAAACGCAGAAAAUUCUGCCAGGAUGAUUAGGGAUAUUAUCCGGCAUCAUCUAGAAAGAACAACAGGUGGUUCAGAAUUUGACGGAUUGAUUUUAUCACCAACUCGUGAGAAGCUCGAACCUACCAUUCCAAGGAGAGACGACGAUUCAAGAGGUUCGCAAAAAAAUAGUCCGAAGAAAAGUUCGCCAAUGAAAUCAUCUUCCCUGAAAAGGACAAAUCAAAAAACUAAACAAGGUGGGCCAAAGAAACUACGGUCGCAAUCUGUUGGACCGACAACUGAAACUAAUGUUGAAAAAAAGUCUCCAAAACGUCAGUCUAGAUCUAUCGCUGCUAAGGAUGGGAGAAAGUCUUCAAAUGAAACGCCUUCCAACAAAAGACCUAGACCUUCAUCCCUCAACACCACUGUCUCAUCCCGAUCUAAAUCCAGUUCGGUAGUUACAAAAAAUGAAGACGAUAGAUUGGCCAAACUGUUGCAAAACCAAAACAAAUCACAAAGUAUAGAUUCAACUAAGCAAAAUCGAAAAGUAGCUCCUAAACAUACAGAAGGAAGUAACGAAGCUGAACAAGUAGUAACGAAAGAUGUAAUGGUAGAGGUGAUGAAAGACACCACUUCCACCAGUGAGGAACACGACAGCAGAAACUACGAGCCAGUUAUAAAAUCCCCACCAGAACCAACCAGAGUGAAGUCUCCAGAACAGAUUAUCUUGCGUUCACCUGAUCCAGUUAACUGGACUGUGCCUUUGGACACCGGAAAAACGUUCACAGUGACACAGAAUGUAAGAGAAGGUGAGUAA
Leptinotarsa decemlineata (Colorado potato beetle) is the source of this 1241-nucleotide messenger RNA. RefSeq lists its product as uncharacterized. Lineage: Eukaryota; Metazoa; Arthropoda; Insecta; Coleoptera; Chrysomelidae. The record is from RefSeq and is a predicted model, not a curated record.